AUGGCUUGCCCUAUUACCAUCACUAAAUUCGUAGGGACCAUAUCCCUUGGUCUACUCACGGGUACUUCGUACACACUGACAAACAUCCUUCCAUCUCUCGCACUCUUGCCCUCGGCUUCCCUCGCCGCCCGAACACUCACCACCAUCCAAACACAAUCCACUCGCCAGAUCCUGACCUUGGCUUCCAUCUCCUCACUAUCGUUACUCACCGCGUACACCCUUGCUCCCGCCCGCGGUAAGCACCCAUAUCUCCUGUGGACUGCCCUGGUCAGCUUUCUAGGUGGUCAAGGUGUCGAGUACUGGUACAACGGCCUCUCGAGGUUCCCAAGCGUGAACUCAAGUCGAUCAGGCCGCCGAUCUGGUGGGGCCACGAGCGCGAGGAGAGGAGAUAGUCCCGCCACAGGGUCGGAUAGUGGCUACAUCGAGGUUGAUCCACUGGGACAGAGUGAAGAGCAAGUCAAUGGCGAAAAGGUCGAGCUGGAAAUGUCAAGAGAGCGUAAGGUUCAAAAGGUCAGAAGCUGGGUUGCUGGUCUAGGUUUUGCCAUGGGAGUCGUAGGAAUAUGGGGUGACGGCGCUUGA
Molecule: messenger RNA, 579 nt
Organism: Exophiala bonariae
Lineage: Eukaryota; Fungi; Ascomycota; Eurotiomycetes; Chaetothyriales; Herpotrichiellaceae
Exons: 2
Coding region: 1-579 (192 amino acids)
Biological process (GO): autophagy of mitochondrion
Cellular component (GO): mitochondrion
Source: RefSeq, a predicted model, not a curated record